AUGGCAGUGCAUGUGUCUUCCCUGAAGCAGACGAACCAUGAGGCUUUAUCAAAGCGCCGGCCGAUGGCUGCACUGCUGUCAUCAUUGGGUUCCUUUUUUCGUCAUUACCAGUCCCUUGAGCGACUGGAUGGAGUAUUGUACUUCUCACCGGAUGGAUCUUCCUCGGAGUUUAGGUCGACCCAAGUUUCCCACUCCUUUCAAGCGAUCAUAGAUCAGCUGGUACAACAGCACCUGACCGAGAUCACAGAGCUUUCCCAGCUCCGUAUAUCCAACGAGGAUGAGAAUCGAAGUGCUCCAAUGAGUCCUCAAAGUUCUGCAAUGGACCAGGUGACUCAGGCGGCUUCGUUUGUCUCCCAGAUGGAGCUGGACAACUCGAAGAGAAAUCGUACUUCCUUCGGCCUUGGAGGUUCAGUUUCUGGAAGCAUGCAAAGUCUGCAGAGCGCCAGCGGCAACAACAGCCUCACUGGUUCGGCCUCAUUGGCCAAGAAGUUUCGCCACCAUGCCUUAGAAGCACGACGAACUCGACAUGCAGUUGAAGCGCGUCAGGUGUUGGAGGCCAUGGACUUCAAAGAUGAAACUGCAGAGCAGUUCUUUGAAAACGACAGCGAAGAUGGCGAUGAGUUGCUGCCUGCAUCGGGUCUCAAAAAGAAGGCGGAACGAUUUGGCUCCGACUUCGCCAGGUUGCCCUGUUGGGACCGCAUGUACAUUUGGCUACAAUCUCAUCGCUUUGAUAUGCUGAUCACAUCAUUGCUAUGUCUCAACGUAAUUUGGAUGGGCUUGGAGUUGCAAUAUUCUGGAGCUUGGACUGGAGUCAAACUGGGCGUCUUCAAGGACACGGUAGUCCCGGUGCAUUUGCGGCCAACAUUUGAUGUCAUGUUUAUGGUCGGAGACAACGUGUUUACGGCGCUGUUUACUGUCGAUGUAGUUGUGAGGAUUGUGGUCCUCAGGUUGAAGUUUUGGAAGAAUUGCAUGAACUACAUCGACGUGAUAGUGACCUUAGCAUCUUUGCUUCAACUCGUGAUCAGCACGUGGACGAAUGUGAACCCAGUUUUAUUUCGCAUCCUGCGUAUUGGCAAGCUGGCGCGAGCCUUGCGAGUUGUGACCAUGUCCAAUACUUUGGCUUCCUUGGAGCUGCUGACAAAGUGCUUACAGUCCAGUGUCGACAUGCUGUUUUGGUCCUUCUGUCUUCUGACGGGAAUCCAAUGUGUUGCAGGCUAUGGGAAUCCAAUGUGCGGGCCAUUUGAGUCACUAACGUUUGAAACCCUAAUUUCAAAAUUCGAUCCUGUUCCGGAUGUGUUUCAUUUGCACUCAACUUUGAUUUUGCUUGCACUUUGUGUGAAGCUUCUGAGGUACAAACAAAAAAUAUAG
Messenger RNA from Cladocopium goreaui, 1368 nucleotides. NCBI's taxonomy places the organism in Eukaryota, Dinophyceae, Suessiales, Symbiodiniaceae. The record is from the annotation of a GenBank genome assembly.